UGAUCCUGGACGACAACAAUUUACAUUGAAUUUCACAUCUUCUGGCUGCGGCUUGUUUAGCCUAUUUUCAUUUUUAAUAUUAAACAUUUCAAGCCUAAUUAUCAUUGAUUUUGAAUCUACAGAUGAUACUUAUUUUGAUAACUCUUGUGUUUGUUUUUCAAAAAACACAAAUCUCUGCAAAAAGUGAUUUUGAAAUUUUGAAAAACGAUUCAAUAUUUGACGGCGGAACUCAAGGCAACAAAGCUUUUCUGAAAACCCAACUUCUGCGAAAUUUGAAUAAUUUCUAUCCUUCUAUCAACAACGGAGAGAAGUUGGAAAUGUUGACUGGACGAAAACCAGAAUUUGAAGACGAUCGAGAGAGAAAUCAAAAUUUUGAUGGGAACUCAGUUACUGAGCCUUUCCCCACACAGUACCCAACACUUAUUCCCUACGCACGGGAGAGCAAUCCCGAAGAAGAGCUUCAAUUAGCCACUGCACCAACAUCAAAAAUUCGAAGUGAAGGGAGGAUCACAUCCGAACAGAAAAUGGAUUCCAUCAGAGAUUUCCGAAUGAAACUGUACAAAGCUUUUAAAAAUAGGCCGAAAUUGUCGAGGAUGAUUAGAAAAAGUAAUGUAAAUGAUGUAGUCGAAAUGAAUGAUGGGUUUCCUACAAUAAUGGACAAAAACCGACAAAUAAUUCUCUCCAGAACUGAACCAAACUGGCAGUCAUUGAAUACUAGAAAACCUAAUCAAACCUAUGGGCGAGAUCAGAAUGGGAACUUGAUUCCACUACUCGGGUUGGAACCAGCUGCGAAUUUUGUGGAUACAAAACAAGGGAGUCCAAUAGAGCCUUACCCCCCAAGAGAGAUUCGAUAUGCCUACCGUACUACGAAUCGGCAGCCUGUUGUCUACGUUCCUUCUGCUUCACCCGUUAAUCAGCCAUCACAUGCUUCGAAUACUGUACCCGUGGCUGUCGCUUCAUACCUAGUAACUGCAAAUCCAUCAUCACAACCAAUUCAACUCCAUAUUUUGCCACCAAUUCCAUCUCCCCAGCCACAAAUAAUCUAUCAACAAACGACACCAUCAAGCCAAUUUGUUGCUUAUUCAACCUUUGCACCACCUAUAGAGCCAUCGAAUGAAUGUGGAAAUGGUCAGUGCAAACCAGAAUCGGAUGAAGAUAAAUGCAACAGCCAGCGAUUACGGGACAUUAUCUUCAAUAAUAUUGUUUCCGGCGAUGCUGAAGCUUCCAAAAGAGCAGUUCAAAGUGCAGCUGAAGCUGAAACUGGUUUAUUUUUUGAUGCAAUCUGCGGCACUGGUUUCUUCAGCUACAUUGCACACACUGAUGAGUUCUGUCUGGCAUCGUCUGGUGGUGUCAACUGUUAUGUUUUUGCACCAAUCUGUCAAAUUGAUUCUCAAAAUCAGCAGAAAAGGACUUCGAAAAAAUUAGUUAAAUUGAGCAAAAAUUAAUUCUUAUUGAAUAGCUCGGUCCACUUCUUUUCUACGGGUGAAUGUUUAACAGAAAUAAAGUUUUAUUUCGGGUAAA
Messenger RNA from Caenorhabditis elegans, 1521 nucleotides. It is a transcript of the gene grl-14, whose product is annotated as Ground-like domain-containing protein. The record is from RefSeq and is marked reviewed. The transcript has 6 exons. Bases 123 to 1445 code for a protein of 440 amino acids. NCBI's taxonomy places the organism in Eukaryota, Metazoa, Nematoda, Chromadorea, Rhabditida, Rhabditidae.